UUCCAUUUCUGCAGUGCAACUGCAGGAGAACCAUCUCUGCUGGAGGACCUAAAGAUCAAGACCAUAGCUGACAAGUACAGGAAGACCACAGUGCAGCUCCUGAUCCGUUUCCAUGACCAGAGGAAUGUGAUUGUUAUCCCCAAGUCUACAAUGCUUCACUGCAUAAACAAAAACAUUCAGGUCUUUGACUUUGAGCUGAGCGAGGAUGACAUGGUGAUUCUCAUGAGCUUCAACAGGAACUGGAGAGCCUCUCCCUUCAUCUGGUGAGCAUGGAUCUCAGAGGGUGGAGCCAACAACCACCUCUCACUAAUUCACAUCUGUAUACCAAAUAUGCUUAGAAACCCUGCAGCUCCUUGAAUUACUCCAUUCUCCAUCUUAUGUGUAUUCUUUUUGUUUGAGGGGAACAAACCGUAAAGCCUUUAAGCGAGUACUGAGCUCUCCAUUUGGCUAUGAAGGAGGAAGAAUCGGGACCACUGAGAUGAUCUCAUUGCUGUUUCCACACAGUGCAUGGACACUUGAGUCACACAACGUAGCAGUCUAGUAUACUGUAAGGAUCACUUGAAACAGUUUCAAACUUUUAAUCAUUUAGUGCAACUUUGUUUCCACCAAUACCGUUUAGGAUUUAC
Molecule: messenger RNA, 626 nt
Organism: Anguilla anguilla (European eel)
Lineage: Eukaryota; Metazoa; Chordata; Actinopteri; Anguilliformes; Anguillidae
Product: aldose reductase-related protein 2-like
Exons: 3
Molecular function (GO): oxidoreductase activity
Source: RefSeq, a predicted model, not a curated record